Messenger RNA from Miscanthus lutarioriparius, 2799 nucleotides. The record is from the annotation of a GenBank genome assembly. NCBI's taxonomy places the organism in Eukaryota, Viridiplantae, Streptophyta, Magnoliopsida, Poales, Poaceae.
AUGAAUACAAGCGUUUGCCACCACCACCUUGCCCAGUGCAAAAAGCUAAGAGAGCUCCAGAGAAUCCACGCACUGGCCGUUGCCCGUGGUCUCCACCCCAACCAUCAGUCUGUUUCCUGCAAAAUCUUUCGCUGCUAUGCUGAUUUCGGCCGCAUAGCUGAUGCCCGCAAGCUGUUCAAUGAGAUCCCCCACCCUGACCUUAUCUCCUUUACUAGCCUCAUGUCCCUCCAUCUCAAGUUAGACCACCAACGCGAAGCUAUAUCCUUGUUCGCUCGUGUUGUUGCCGCUGGCCACCGCCCUGAUGGCUUUGCGGUUGUUGGUGCCCUGUCAGCCUCUAGUGGUGCUGGUGAUCAAGUGGUCGGUAGGGCAGUGCAUGGCCUUAUUUUCCGGCUUGGAUUGGAUCGUGAGGUGGUCGUUGGCAAUGCAUUGAUCGAUAUGUAUAGCCAGUGUGGGAAGUUUGAGUCUGCGGUGAAGGUGUUUGAUAGAAUGUAUCUGAAAGAUGAGGUUACCUGGGGUAGCAUGCUGCAUGGUUAUGUCAAGUGUGCUGGUGUGGAUUCGGCGUUGUUGUUCUUUGAUCAGGUUCCUGUGAGGAGCGUAGUUGCUUGGACAGCACUGAUCACUGGUCAUGUACAAGGCAGGCAGCCUGUACGGGCUCUAGAGCUUUUUGGUGUACUCUCAGCUUGUGCUGACAUUGGUGCUCUGGAUCUAGGGCGUGUCAUUCAUGGAUAUGGAAGCAAAUGUAACGCCAGCUCGAAUAUAAUUGUUAGCAAUGCUCUGAUGGAUAUGUAUGCAAAGAGUGGGCGCAUUGAGAUGGCAUUUUCUGUGUUCCAAGAAGUUCAAUCAAAGGAUUCUUUUACAUGGACAACUAUGAUCUCAUGUUGUACUGUCCAGGGAGAUGGGAAGAAAGCUCUUGAGCUCUUUCAGGACAUGCUUAGAGCUGGUGUAGUUCCAAACAGUGUAACCUUUGUUUCUGUUUUGUCAGCAUGCAGCCAUGCUGGCUUGAUAGAAGAAGGUAGAGAGUUGCUUGGCAUAAUGCGUCAAGUAUACAAAAUUGAUCCCCUACUUGAGCACUAUGGUUGCAUGAUUGAUCUGUUAGGACGGGGAGGACUACUAGAGGAAGCAGAAGCUCUAAUAGCUGAUAUGAAUCAUGCUGGCUUGAUAGAAGAAGGUAGAGAGUUGCUUGACAUAAUGCGUCAAGUAUACAAAAUUGAUCCCCUACUUGAGCACUAUGGUUGCAUGAUUGAUCUGUUAGGACGGGGAGGACUACUAGAGGAAGCAGAAGCUCUAAUAGCUGAUAUGAAUGUGGAGCCUGAUAUUGUUAUAUGGAGGUCACUUCUUAGUGCAUGUCUAGUUCGUGGCAAUGAUAGACUAGCUGAGAUUGCUGGAAAGGAAAUUAUAAAGAGAGAACCUGGGGAUGAUGGGGUUUAUGUGCUUCUUUGGAACCUGUAUGCAUCAUCAAAUAAAUGGAGAGAAGCUCGAGAGAUGAGGCAGCAAAUGUUGAGUCUUAAGAUCUUCAAAAAACCAGGGUGUAGUUGGAUAGAAAUUGAUGGUGUUGUCCAUGCAUUCUUGGUAGAGGACAAGACACAUGAUGCUCGAAGGGAAAUUUAUGAAACCUUGGAAUACAUAACUAGGCAGCUCAAGACACAUCUCAGAUCAUCCUCAUGGGAACAACAUGUUGAUGUUGACAAAGAUGCAAGUGUUGGACAGAAGGGUUGUAAGGAUAUAAGGCGUUACCAAUGUGAAUUUUGCACUGUUGUCAGGUCAAAGAAAUGCCUAAUUCAAGCUCACAUGGUUGCACAUCAUAAGGAUGAACUGGAUAAAUCAGAAAUAUACAACUCAAAUGGGGAAAAGAUUGUUCACGAGGAGGAACAUAGGUGCCAAAAGUGUGGCUCUUGUUUCCAGAAACCAGCUCAUCUGAAGCAGCACAUGCAAGGUCACUCACAUGAGAGACUCUUUAUUUGCCCACUUGAAGACUGCCCCAUCAGCUAUAAAAGGAAAGAUCACUUGAACCGACACAUGCUUAAGCAUGAGGGCAAAUUGUUUAGUUGCACCGUGGAUGGUUGUGAUAGGAGGUUCAGUAUGAAGGCAAAUAUGCAACGGCAUGUUAAGGAAAUCCAUGAGGAUGAAAAUGCUAGUAAGAGCAACCAGCAGUUUAUUUGUAAGGAGGAGGGCUGUAACAAGGUGUUUAGGUAUUCAUCAAAGCUGAAGAAACAUGAGGAAUCCCAUGUUAAAUUGGACUAUGUGGAGGUAUUGUGCGGUGAACCGGGCUGCAUGAAGAUGUUUACAAAUGUUGAAUAUCUGAGGGCUCAUAACCAAUCUUGCCAUCAGUAUAUUCAGUGUGAGAUAUGUGGAGAAAAGCACCUGAAGAAGAACAUCAAGCGGCAUUUGCAAUCCCAUGACAAGGUGCCCUCUGGUGAAAGGAUGAAAUGCACUUUUGAGGGUUGUGAACACUCCUUUUCCAAUAAAUCAAAUCUGACCAAGCAUAUUAAGGCAUGCCAUGACCAACUGAAACCUUUCAAGUGCCAAAUCGCCGGGUGUGGCAAGGCGUUCACCUACAAGCAUGUCAGGGAUAACCAUGAGAAAUCCGGUGCUCAUGUAUACAUUGAAGGAGACUUUGAGGAGAUGGAUGAGCAGUUGCGUGCCCGGCCAAGAGGUGGACGAAAGCGGAAAGCAUUGACGGUGGAAACAUUGACACGCAAGAGGGUGACCAUCCCCGGCGAGGCUUCAUCGUUGGAUGAUGGAGAGGAGUAUCUUCGCUGGUUGCUUUCUGGUGGGGAUAAUUCAAGGGAAACUCAGUAG